AUGUUCAAGUUCAGUUUAAUCGUCAGUACUCAUCAGAGUGUGAAAAUCGGAGCUGUCACCGAACCCGUUUGUGCCUAUAAAAAUUCUCAAGAUGAUACCAUCUUCUUGAAAUAUUUACCCUAUUCCAAACGUGGUGAGGAAUACGUGGACUUUGGCAGCGAUGGCAAGUGCCUGAAGAAGGCAACCUGUACGGAUACCUUCCAAACGGUGGUGGACGAUUGCCAAAAAUUCCCAGUUACCUGUGCCAACAAAAAACGCUAUGAGGGUGUCUUUCCGGCAUGCUGUGUCAAGUGUUAA
Molecule: messenger RNA, 297 nt
Organism: Musca vetustissima
Lineage: Eukaryota; Metazoa; Arthropoda; Insecta; Diptera; Muscidae
Exons: 3
Coding region: 1-297 (98 amino acids)
Source: RefSeq, a predicted model, not a curated record